AUGGAUGCUCGCCUGUGUAGAAGGUUUGGUCAUUUGAUAAAUUAUUUACCCGAUGAAUUAGGUACUUCUCCAAGUUUAAAAUUUAAUACUUUAGGGAAAGUUAUGAAUUAUUGCUCUAAUGGAGAAUCAAAGGGAGCAGAAUGUAAGACUGAUAUCGAUCAGAUUAAGGCAGGAUUUAUAUGGUUAUUUGAACAAAAUAUUGUUAGUAGGAUUAGUAAUUUAAGUAAAGAUCAACCUAAAGUGUUUAUUGUAUACAUUACGAUAUGGUUAAGUUAUAUGUUAAACCUAAAGGGUGUUACAGAGUUUAAGAAUAUGAAUGAAAUUUAUACUAAACAUAUAGAAAAUAAUAUGCACCAUAUUAAUUGUAAAAAGACUGAUAAUGAUUGUAAUAAUUCAUUAAAAGAAAAAACAGAAUAUAAUAGUUUUAAUGAGUUAAUAGAAUCAAACAAAUGCUUAAUGAAAUUUGAUAUUAAUGAUAUGUCUAAGUUUUAUAAUGGAUUUAAAUCAUUGUGUAAAAUGCAUAUUGAAUGUAAUGUAAACAAGUCAAAAUGCACAGAAUGUUUACAAAUAGCUGAAGAAUUUGUUAAAAAAUAUGAAAAACUUAAUGAAGAUCCUAAUAAUAUUGAUAACAGUUCAUAUAGUCAAAUGCUGUCUACUUUAUCAGCUGAUUAUGAUAAUUUUAAAAAGAAAUAUGAUGAUGCUCAAAAUUGCAAAUCAUCACCCCUUCCAACGAUAGAAAAAAAAAAAAUUAUUGUAAAAGAUUUUGAACAAAUUCCUGAAAAAACUCCUGAAAAAACUCCUGAACAAAGUUAUGAAGUUACAUCAUCAAGUUCGUCGAUAUCAAAGAACUUAUUUAUAGUUUUAUCGAUAUUUGGUGCAAUAGGAUUUUUUUUAGGAAUUUCUUAUAAGUUAAAAAAAAAAGAAGAAAAUGGAUCAUUAAUAUAUGAUUCGAAGAUUAAUAGUGAUUGA
This is a messenger RNA of Plasmodium yoelii, 969 nucleotides long. RefSeq names its product PIR protein. The record is from RefSeq and is a predicted model, not a curated record. The transcript is spliced from 3 exons. The coding region runs from base 1 to 969 and encodes 322 amino acids. NCBI's taxonomy places the organism in Eukaryota, Apicomplexa, Aconoidasida, Haemosporida, Plasmodiidae.